CCAAUGGCAACCAUGAAGACGUGUAUUAAAUAAAUGUUUACAUGUUUCGUAUAUUUUGAGUUUACCUAUUAUGUGUGUCGAUAUUUAAUUCUGUGUCUCUUUCUCAGUCUUCCCAAUUUUAAUUAUCUUCACCACCUGGCUUAUCAAUUAAAAAGCCUUAAGUCCAUAAUUCAUCACAUAACAUCUUUAAUGCGUGUUAUAGAAACUUCAAACUGAUAGACUUUAUAAUAUGAUCAUAUUUGUGUGUUUUUUAUGCCUACAGCUUGUACCCAAUGACUCUUGUUUUUAUUUAAAGUAAGCAGUAACAUCGUAAUGAUUUGCUGCUGAUUUCAUUAUUUUACUUAUGAAAUUCCAAUAUUGAAUUAGUCUUUUUCAUAAGAUCUACUUUGGUGAAUGUGUUUGAAGUUAAAAUGACUUUGAUCAACCGAGGAAUCAACUAUGUCACCAUCUGGUUUUCUACAUUGGUUACUUUCAUUAUUCUUGGGAUUCGCAAAAUAAAACCAGCUUCAGCUUUAACCCAUUCAUUAUCUGUUGAUUCUUUUAGAUCAUCUACGCCUCAAGAGAAAUUUGAUGAGCUUCUAGAUAAUGAAGAAUAUGAGGAAGCAUUGAAAAUUGCUAAAAGACAUAAUCUUAAUGCUGAUCCUGUUUAUAAAAAGAAGUGGACCAAAUCAAGGAUUACAACUGAUACCAUUAGACUUCUUUUGACUCCAAUUCAAGAUCAUAGUUGGGUUAUUUCACAGUGUUUAACUGGUAUCGCUAAUGACAUUGAUUCAAAUCGUGAAUUGCUACAAUUUGGCCAGGCCUUAGUUGAAGAACUCCUGGAUUCAACUGAAAGUAAAAAGAACCAGGACGAUGGAAAAUCAGUUCAAAGUGGUGGUGAAAGCAAAACUAUCCAUGCUGUGGACGAGAUAGUUGAUGGAGAUGAAAUUUCAGAUGUCAGCUCUAAUUUAUCCUCUGAGUCCUUAAUAAAUGAUGGAUUUGAAUGGCAAGAUUUGACUAAAGUUGAUUUCAAUCAUAUGGAGGAGGAUGUGGAAGUCUUGUUUACAUAUAGAUACCUAUUCAUUAAAUAUCUUGUCCGUUUAAAGUCAUUUGAGAAAAUUUUAUCUUGCAACUCUAGAGACCCUGAGUGUAUUGACCAAGACCAUUGGAAACAUUUCAGGAACGCUUCAUGUUUUGAGAUACUUCUUGACCUUGCUCAUAAAAGUGAAUGGCGAUCUAUCAAAAUCAUCCUUUCUCGUCAUGUUCUUGAUACUAAAGAACACUGGUUGACCAUACUUUCAAAUUUUCCCGAAACACUUAAACCUGCCUUGUACCAAGAUUUAUUACCUUGUUCUGAUAAUGAAAGUGGUGAAAUUUAUCCGUCAUUCAAACAACAACUGAAACGGGAUUCUAGCACCCAUGAUGAAAUUGAAUGGUGUUAUCAAUUGCGGGAUAUAUUAAAGUUGGAGCAAAAUCAAAACCAAUUCAUAGAGAAUUUUUAUGAAAAGAAUCCUUUCUUCUCCGACUUCCGUAGAGUAAAGCUGGAUACAAGUGUCGUAUCCUCAUGGUUCCUCAUUCGAGCUCGCGAAAUUGAAGUCAGAUCAUCUUUAGUCUCUAAUGCUAUUGAGUUAUUGGAACUUGGUAUAGAUCGUAAUAUUCCUGAUUUGUAUGUAUUCAAAGAUGAUCUUGAUACUUAUGCAACUUUGGUUUAUCAAUGUUUUCCCAUGUACAACUUGGAUGAUAUUGGUUUCAGUGAAUUUGAACGGCUGUCAAAAGAAGAACGAGUUAAUUUGUUAAUGUUAGGAGCUAGUGAUGAUGAAAAACGUUUCAGCGACUGUCUACAUCGAUUUCUACUUCCAUAUCUUCAUAAAAUAUCUCAAGACCAGAAAGAAGAGAAGGAACUUUUGUGGGAUUUUAUUGUUAAUUCAGCCAAACACAAACUAAACAUUGUGCAAAAAUUAUUCAUUGAUUAUAAAAUGAGUAAAGAGCUGGGCUCUAUUUCUGGACAAGAAAUUAUUCAAAGUGAAGAAGAAUUGGUUGAUUAUGGUAUAAAAUGUAUCUAUGCAAAUGAACGUACGGAUCAAUUGGAUGCUGCAUUCAACAUCGUCGAAACAUUUCCAGAGCCAGAUAGUCAAUUUUUCCUAUUGGACAAAGAGCGAAAUGAUAAAACCAUUCGAUUGUAUAAAAGGUUGGAAGUUGCUGAGCUUCUUGAGCAAUACAAUUAUUAUAUUACCGUUCAAAGACUGGAAGAAAUGGUUAAUGAAAAAGACAAAGCAGGGAUUAAAGGUAUCUUGAAUAAGAUAACUCGAGAUUUUUGUCGUAAGGUCGACUCCGUCACUUUAAAAGAACAAGAUUGGUUACAAUUUUUAAAGGAUCUCGAACGCAUAAGGAAUUCCUGUUUUUAUGGUUUUUUCCCUCUUGAAGAUGUUUACGAGGUUUUUAUCAAAGGAAUACUAACCUCUGGAAGACUGGAACACUUUAGAUUUAUAUCAAAUUUUAUGCAACUCGACCCCAACCUGCCUUCAAAUAGAUUGAUUUCUUACGAUAAAUCAGUUGAAAUAAUUCUUGAUGCCGCUCAACAUUAUGUCAAUUCGGCCAAUUCUGUCACUGAUGAAAUUAUUGAUACUGCGAAAAAGUGUUUGGCUAUUCUCGGAGAAGCUGCUGCCUCUAAAGUAAUUGGAAUAAAAAAAGAGAAAGAUUUUAUUGAAGCAUUGUCCAUUUUAGGAAAAGACUUUGACUUUAAUAUUCUACCAAUUCAGAUAAGAUUGAUGGAAGACUCCAAAAUUGAAUUGAUUCAUCAAAUAAUUUCAAGUUCACCUAAAGCUUACAAGAAAACCAAUGAAUUUAUAAAAUUGUCCAAAAUAUUAAACAUCUUUGGAGAUGAAAGCUCCGAUGAAGCAAAUGAAGUUAAACUUCUCACUAUACUUGGAAAUUAUGCUUACGAAAGGCAAGAUUACAAUCAUUGUUGGACUUUGUGUAAGAUAAUUAUCGACAAGAACUACACAACUGGGUGGAGAUUAUGUGAACUUUUGGGAAAUUCAUCAUCAUUUAAGAAUAACUAUUCUCGACUGAAACUACUCUCAUUUGCAGUAAUUCAUUGUGAUGAUGAUGGACUUAUUUUUGAAAUUUUAAGCAACAUCAAAAAAUUAAAAUUGGUUUUAUUAGAAGAGUCGAUGAAUUGUUUGAAGCAGCAAGAGCAACACGAGUUAUCUGGUUUACCAUCAACAUUCUCAUCGAUUUCAUCUACAUCAUCAUCUUUGUUAUCUUCACUUCCAACCAUCGAGAUUACAAGUAAACUAAUUAAAUCAAUGACUAGACUAGCUGAACAAGGCAAUACAGAAUCGGAGUCAAAUGCAAUAAAGCAAACACCUUUAAACCAAUCGUACAACUCGAUAAAUAUCAAUCCAUUUUAUUACGAUGCCUUUCCAAACAAUUCUCACUUUAACUUCAACCUAAACAAUUUUGAUUAUUCCUAUCUGGGCUUUGGUGAUCUUUAUUCAAAUCAAAUUAAUCUGGAGCUAUCUAAUCAUCAAAUUAAGCUGCGAACAGAAAUGCUCAAGAAAGAUAUAAACUGGGAAACAGUACGCUCCUUAUGCAUCAAAUUAAGCAGUUAUCACCAACCUGUUGACACUUUAUUGUGUAUUUCAUCUAUUUUACCUCUCAAAGGAGACAAUGACGAGCUUCCAUUUAAAAAAAUUAGUCCUAAAUCGCCUGCUUUGAUUUUCACGGCAUUAUAUUUUUACUCUCUUGUACUUUACUUGAAAAACCUUGGUCUCCGUGGUAAAGAUGAUUGGCCUAACAAUAUUGCUUCCGAACCAAUGAGCUCAAUAAUUACUAAAGCUGAUCAAAUCUGUAAAGAAUCAUAUUCCAAUGAACCUGAUUAUCCAUUUAAAAGAGAGAAACAAUUGAUCGAACAAUACUUUGAAAUGUAUUGCAAUAUCAUUCAAAGUGAUACUAUUGCUUCUCUUGAUUCUAGUGUUGAUGUGGAGAGGUUUGCCUGUGAAAUUGAUUAUCGUUAUGACACCCUACUUGGUUUAGCAAUGACUACAGAUGAGAAAAUUUUCAAUGUUGUCAUUUCAUUGGGAAAACAGUAUUCAGUGCCUUUAACAGAUUUAUAUCUAACCCACCUGGAAUUUUUACUCACUGAUCCUACGAAUGAUGUAGAGCUGAUUGCGAACAAAGUAUUUAAAAACGAUGAUUUUGAGGCGAUUCUUAAAGAAAAUGCUAACCAAUUGGAAAACUAUUUCGAGAAGAGGAUAUUUCCAUUGGUUUCACCUGAUGACCACAACAGAUUGGUUCUCUGUUAUCAAAUUAUUGAAAAAUUUUGUUAUCCACCAGUUUCAUCCUCUUCAUCUGAUGAAAACGUUGAACCUGGUGAUGUUGAAAAAAUUUAAUUCUACAAACCAAUGUAAAACAAUGUUAAUAUUCAUAAUAUACAAUAUUUAUUUUGAUGUCCAAAUAAUUAAAGAAAAAGCUCACAGCUUAACCAAUAAAUUCGUUUUCUUCUUUUUCCAA
Messenger RNA from Tetranychus urticae (two-spotted spider mite), 4494 nucleotides. Its product is annotated as NBAS subunit of NRZ tethering complex-like. Gene Ontology annotation, biological process: retrograde vesicle-mediated transport, Golgi to endoplasmic reticulum. NCBI's taxonomy places the organism in Eukaryota, Metazoa, Arthropoda, Arachnida, Trombidiformes, Tetranychidae. The record is from RefSeq and is a predicted model, not a curated record. Gene Ontology annotation, molecular function: SNARE binding. Gene Ontology annotation, cellular component: Dsl1/NZR complex.